AUGGCGGCGGCGGGUGAGGCCGGGCCGGGUGCGGGUUCGGGGGUCCCGGGCGGUGCUCACCUGCAACUCAGCGCGCUCGGCCUCCCAGCGGGCCUUCUCGGCUUCAAAGCGCGCCCACUCGUGCUGGAUAAACACGAGUGGGCGCGCUUUGAAGCCGAGAAGGCCCGCUGGGAGGCCGAGCGCGCUGAGUUGCAGGGCCUGACCUUGGCCCCAUGCGGCUCACCGGCUGCCCUGGCAGCCGCCAUAAUUCUCAACCUCCUGGUUCUCUUCUAUGUCUCGUGGCUGCAGCACCAGCCCAGAAACUCCCGGGCCCGGAGCCCCCGUCAUACAUCUGCCACCGGCCCCCGUGUCACUGUCCUGGUGCGGGAGUUCGAGGCUUUUGACAACGCGGUACCUGAGCUGGUGGACUCCUUCCUGCAGCAGGACCCAGCCCAGCCCGUGGUGGUGGCGGCCGACACGCUCCCCUACCCGCCCCUGGCCCUGCCCCGCACUCCCAACGUUCGCCUGGCACUGCUCCAGCCCGCCCUGGACCGGCCCUCCACGGCCUCACGCCCCGAGACCUACGUGGCCACCGAGUUCGUGGCCCUGGUGCCUGACGGGGUGCGGGCCGAGGCCCCUGGCCAGCUGGAGCGCAUGGUGGAGGCGCUCCGGGCCGGAAGUGCACGCCUGGUGGCCGCCCCCGUCGCCACAGCCAACCCUGCCAGGUGCCUUGCCCUGAACGUUAGCCUGCGGGAGUGGACCGCCCGCUAUGGCCCGGCACCAGCAGCGCCCCGCUGCGAUGCCCUGGAUGGGGACGCCGUGGUGCUCGUGCGCGCCCGCGACCUCUUCAACCUCUCGGCGCCCCUGGCCCGGCCAGUGAGCACCAGCCUCUUCCUGCAGACGGCCCUUCGCGGCUGGGCGGUACAGCUGCUGGACUUGCCCUUCGCUGCAGCGCGCCAGCCCCCGCUGGCCACGGCUCACACGCGCUGGAAGGCGGAGCGUGAGGGGCGCGCACGGCGCGAGGCACUGCUCCGCACCAUGGGCAUCCGCCUGGUGAGCUGGGAGGGCGGCCGGCUGGAGUGGUUUGGCUGCGGCAAGGAGACCCCGCGCUGCUUCGGCACGGUGGUGGGCGACACGCCAGCCUACCUCUACGAGGAUCGCUGGACACCGCCGUGCUGCCUGCGCGCGCUGCGCGAGACCGCCCUCUACGUGGUGGGCGUGCUGGAGGCCGCGGGCGUGCGCUACUGGCUGGAGGGCGGCUCGCUGCUGGGGGCAGCCCGCCACGGGGACAUCAUCCCGUGGGACUACGACGUGGACCUGGGCAUCUACCUGGAGGACGUGGGCAACUGCGAGCAGCUGCGGGGGGCUGAAGCCGGUUCUGUGGUGGACGAGCGCGGCUUCGUGUGGGAGAAGGCCGUAGAGGGUGACUUCUUCCGCGUGCAGUACAGCGAGAGCAACCACCUGCACGUGGACCUGUGGCCCUUCUACCCCCGCAACGGGGUCAUGACCAAGGACACAUGGCUGGACCACCGGCAGGAUGUCGAGUUCCCAGAACACUUCCUGCAGCCUCUGGUGCCCCUGCCCUUUGCCGGCUUCGUGGCACAGGCACCCAACAACUAUCGGCGCUUCCUGGAGCUCAAGUUCGGCCCUGGAGUCAUCGAGAACCCCGAGUACCCCAACCCAGCACUCCUGAGUUUGACGGGAAGUGGCUGA
Molecule: messenger RNA, 1692 nt
Organism: Galeopterus variegatus (Sunda flying lemur)
Lineage: Eukaryota; Metazoa; Chordata; Mammalia; Dermoptera; Cynocephalidae
Gene: FKRP
Product: fukutin related protein
Exons: 3
Coding region: 1-1692 (563 amino acids)
Biological process (GO): protein O-linked glycosylation via mannose
Cellular component (GO): Golgi apparatus
Source: RefSeq, a predicted model, not a curated record